Messenger RNA from Centruroides sculpturatus (bark scorpion), 1944 nucleotides. RefSeq lists its product as uncharacterized. The record is from RefSeq and is a predicted model, not a curated record. The transcript is spliced from 2 exons. The coding region runs from base 1 to 1944 and encodes 647 amino acids. Lineage: Eukaryota; Metazoa; Arthropoda; Arachnida; Scorpiones; Buthidae. Gene Ontology annotation, molecular function: nucleic acid binding; RNA-DNA hybrid ribonuclease activity.
AUGAACAAUCCUAUAUGUACCAAUAACACCCCGGCCUUCCAACAUCAUGAAAUCGAUAAUGCCAUAGCCAGUCUCAACGACAAGAAAUCACCAGAAAACAAUCAUACUCUUAAUGACACGCAGUUUGGUUUCAGACAUCAGCGCUCCUCCACUGAUGCCAUCCAUCAUGCAGUCCAAAAUAUCAAAGGUUUACUCAAUUGUCACAAAUAUGUCUUAGCCAUCAGCCUGGACAUCAGCAAAGCUUUUGACAGUGCCUGGUGGCCACUUAUUCUCUAUCAGCUAAAAAUGACCAAUUGCCCAGCCAAUAUUUAUAAUGUUCUCAAAGACUACCUCAACAAUCGCAGUGCAUACCUUCAACACGGAACCACCGCCAUACGCAGAAAUAUUCUCUGCGGCUGCCCUCAGGGAUCAGUAUGCAGCCCUUUGUUGUGGAACCUUACUUUCAACAUUUUCUUGUCCCAGAACUUUGGCCAGGACAGUACCACCGCUUAUGCUGACGAUGUUCUUAUACUCAUUGGUGGCAGGUCUCGAGCAGAUUUGGAAACAAAAGGAACUGAAACCCUAGCCAUGAUUCAUGAAUGGGGUCAAAAGCAUAAACUCCACUUUAACCCUGAUAAAACCAGGGCAAUGGUGAUGAACAAACCAGGCAACCCCAACCUUUAUCGUCGCGUGCCCACCAUUAAAAUGGACAACAAGAGUAUUAAGGUUGUGAAAUCCAUAAGGUACCUGGGCGUGCUACUGGACCAUAGCCUGAGCUGGGACGAACACAUCAAAGACAUCUCUAAACGUACUGGUCAAAUCUUCAAUGCUUUUGCAAAGAUUGCAAAGAGCAAAUGGGGGUUAAAAUCCGAUGCUCUCAGCCUUAUCUAUAAUCAGAUAUAUGUACCCAUUGUCACUUAUGCUUGUGGUAGCUGGGUGUGGGCUGCACAUAAAGUCCACCUCAAAAGAAAACUUCUCUCUUCCCAGCGCAGGGCCCUUCUACUUAUCUCAAAGGCCUACAGGACGACACCAAACGUCAGCCUACAAGUCAUUACUCGCAAGCCGCCUAUUGUGGAUAUCAUCAAUCUCUACUACAACUUCUGGAGCCUUAAAUGGGGUCAUGAUAUCAGCACAUUCAGCUGCAACAUCUCAGCUAAUCAGCUUGAAAGAAACAAUUCUGUUGACACCAUUCCUCCAUAUGUUCACAACUAUCUAAACACCAACCCUCCGCAGUACAGCGAUGUCCAAAUAUUUACAGAUGGCUCAAAACUUGACGGCAAGGUUGGCUAUGCCUUCGUGGCUUACAAGGAUGACCAUGAAAUUCACAGUGAACAGUACAGGUUAUCUGACCACUGUACUGCAUUUCAGGCAGAGCUAACUGCUAUUGGCAAGGCCACCAACUGGGUUUCGGCACACUACAAGCAUGCAACUAUAGUCAUACUCACAGACUGUCUUUCUGCUCUUUCCAUCAUUAACAGCAAGAAACAACACCCCAUCGCAACUAACAUCAGAAAGCACCUCAGCAACUCAACAAACCACCUCUACAUUAAUUGGACUCGUGGUCAUCAGGGUACUGCCGGAAAUGAGCGGGCUGACCAACUGGCAAAGGCAGCAGCCAACAAUGACUCCUUGGACAUAGCCUAUGACAAAAUUAGUCACUCUGCUAUUAAAAACUUGCUUUUCAAAGAUCUUCUUUACUCUUGGCAGUGUAACUGGAAUGACAACCACAAUAACACUACUUUUAGUUACAUUCCGGACAUUAAGGAUUACUUCAAAUUCAACUGGAUACAGCUCAAUACCCACUUAUGUCAGUUCCUAACAAAUCAUGGAAAGUUCUCCAGUUAUCUCCACAGGUUUGCCAUCAAGGACACCCCACUGUGCGCCAUUUGUAAUGAAGUUGAUGACGCUGACCAUCACAUUUUCAGCUGUGUGUGCCUGAAACUGAACGUUCGAACAUCAAGCUAA